Messenger RNA from Staurois parvus, 724 nucleotides. Lineage: Eukaryota; Metazoa; Chordata; Amphibia; Anura; Ranidae. The record is from the annotation of a GenBank genome assembly.
AUGGCGGCUCCCAUAGGAAGGUUGACGUGUAAGGCAGUGAAGUUGGGUGUAAGGUUUUAUCACCCUGCAGGAAGUGAGCUUUCUUCCACUCGAACGCACACAGUUUAUCCAUUUGCACCACGGAAACAUCAUUUGCCAUUCAAAGUAUUCCUUAACCAAGCACGAUGUAUGUUUAUCCAGACACAGGAUACCCCCAAACCCCAACAGUGUGAAGUUUAUCCCUGGAAGAACGGUUCUAGAUGCAAGAACUAUGGAUUUCCCAACCACAGCCUCUGCUUACUGCUCUCCUCUUGCUAGACAUCUUUUUAGAGUCGAAGGGGUAAAAAGCGUCUUCCUUGGGCCAGAUUUCAUUACGAUCACAAAGGAAAGUGAAGAGAUAGACUGGAACCUAAUAAAGCCUGACAUAUAUGCAACCAUAAUGGACUUCUUCUCUUCUGGCUUACCUAUAGUGACAGAGGAUGCACUUCGCAGUGAGACAGCUGCAACAGAAGAGGAUGAUGAAGUGGUGGCAAUGAUCAAAGAACUUCUAGAUACGAGGAUCAGGCCUACAGUCCAAGAAGAUGGUGGUGAUGUCCUCUACCGAGGGUUCCAGGAUGGCAUUGUACAAUUGAAGCUACAAGGCUCCUGCACAAGUUGCCCAAGUUCAAUAAUAACACUUAAAAGUGGCAUUCAAAAUAUGCUGCAGUUCUACAUCCCAGAGGUAGAGGGUGUGGAGCAGGUAAGU